UAUAAUAAUAAUAUUAUUUUUCGUGUGGUCAGUUUCCCAAACGUCGUUGUGCGUGUACGCAACUGCGUGCGUACGUACUUGUACUGCCGUCUACCACGUAGUUCUGUCCGCCGUCGUCUUCGAAAGUUCCUCCGCUGUGCCAACCCUCCACGGCGACUACCCUUCAAACAGUAACAGUAAUAAAAUACCUAAUUUUAACAAUAUUGUUAUUGUAUCGCGGACAGUGCGUGUGUGCGCGUAUAUGUGUUGGUUCUGUAGUGGUGCGCGCUAAGUAUUUUGUUUUGCACUAUUUUUGUAUUUUUUUUUGUGUUCGGAGGACGAUUUCACUUGUGAAACAAUCAGUUGCUGCAGUCCAGCAUUUCGUCGCCCUUAAUUGCAAUAUUACAGAUAAUGAAUUGGAUGUGGUGAACUGAUUUGAGGGACAUUUGAUGACGACAGUUGAGGACUGUUAGUGUGUACGCGUGCACGUGUACACGUGUGUGUGUCGUCUGUUUGUGUCACCCGUGCGGAAUCAGUUUUGACGUGAUCCCUUCACUUGGAAACAAUAAACCACCGCUUCAACCGCCGUCGCCGCCACCGCGCUCAAAUCACUGUCAACACUGUCGCCACAGUUACUACAGACGUUGUCAUGGAAGUGAUGGAUUCUGACGCCAACACCGUGUUGCACUCGGUCGUCAAAGGCGUGCACGUCGGACCGCCACCUGUGGUCACCUGGCCUGGCAUGGACAACGUGACGAACGCGUCAAUGUUUGACGAGUCAAAUCUGCCGUAUGACAUGAAAUUCAACGAGGGCCACGUGGUCGCCAUAGUCACUUACAGCAUACUCAUGGUAGUCUCGGCCAUAGGCAACAUCACGGUGCUGACGAUCAUCUUGAAACGCAGGCGCAAGGCGGGCACAAGGAUACACGCGAUGCUCAUGCACCUGGCCAUUGCUGAUCUGUUGGUAACGUUUUUGAUGAUGCCGUUGGAGAUAACUUGGGCAUGGACUGUACAAUGGGUGCUCGGUGAUCCACUAUGCCGUAUCAUGUCAUUUUUCCGAAUAUUUGGAUUGUAUCUUUCCAGUUUCAUAUUGAUUUGUAUCAGCGUUGAUAGAUACUUGGCUGUCUUGCAGCCAAUGCGUUUAUAUCAGAUGGAUCGCAGGGGAAAGUUAAUGAUUGCAGUAGCUUGGAUUGCAUCAGUUGUUUGUAGCUUACCACAGACUUACAUAUUUCACGUGGAACGACACCCUAAUGCCACAUGGUACGAACAGUGCGUCACUUAUAACGCUUUUUCGUCCAAAUUGCACGAGCUGGCUUACUUAUACUUCGGCAUGUUCAUGAUGUACUGGUUGCCUCUAAUCGUUAUACUAUUCUGCUACGCUUCCAUCAUCAUUGAAAUAUAUAGAAGGUCCAGGGAAUCAAUUUGCGGUCAAGGUACAGAUAAUGUGCGUCGCCUGGGAUUUUUAGGGCGUGCCAAAAGUAGAACAUUAAAGAUGACAAUUAUUAUUGUCAUUGUGUUCGUUGUGUGUUGGACUCCAUACUACAUCAUGGCUAUUUGGUACUGGACGGACCACAAGUCGGCGCAGAUGGUCGAUCAGAAGGUACAGCACGCGCUCUUCAUGUUCGCUUGCACCAAUUCGUGUAUGAACCCGAUCGUAUACGGAGCGUUCAAUAUACGUACCAGGAGGACGCUGGUGACCCAGGCCACGAUUUCUAAAACUUCUACUGAAACCAGAUUGUUGGACUUUUGAAGCCCGCCAGAUGGACGGUGAUGAUAUAUAUAUAUAUAUAUAUAUAUAUAUAUAUAUACAUAUAUAUUAUACAUACAUUUAAACGUUACAUUUUAAUUUUAACGAUAUUUUAAUAAAAUAUCUAGUUGUAAAACUAUUUCGAUCAUAAUUAUAAUUAAUAUUAACUAAUUUAAACGGAACACAUGUAAUACCAACAACAUGCGCUAAAAUUGAUGAUAUUAAUUUUGUUAUACUUAUGCCAGUAGUGCAGUAGGUACCUACAUAAUAUUAUGUACUAGUAAGUGAACUAUUCACAUGUACAACCUUAUAAUAUAUAAUAUCAAACUCAAUAUUUGUGAACUUUUUCAAUAGUAGUUACCUACACACAUAUCAAAUAUAAUAAUAACAUAAUAUAUAGUUAUAAUAUGUACAGUUAUUUAUAUUUUAAACCGAUACUAGUCAUAUAGGUAAAUGAUAAAUGUGUAUAAUGUGUUUGAUAUAUUCUACACAUAUAAAAUUUAUCAACCGCAGUUGAAAAUAUAUUUAAAAAAAAAAAAAUAAAUAGUUUUUCUAUAUUUUUAUUUUGUACAAUUACACUAAUAUAAUAUGCAAAGUUAGGAUGGUUUAACUGUUGUAACCACUUUUUAAUACCUACCACUCUCAAUAUUUAUGAUUUAUUAUUGAAUUCAUUAAAUUAUUAUCAGGAAUAAUGGCCGAACGCCUAAGGGCAUAUUGAAAUUUAGCGGUCAUGCUUCAAGCAAUGGCUUUAGAGUAAAGAUAGCGAUAAAAUGAAAUUUCGAUGUUCAGAACACGCAGGUGGAAUUGCUUUAGAGAUAAUCGGACAACUAGAAAAUACAAUAACACACUUUUUUAUUGAUAGCACAUUAUAUAGAUUUGUUUCAUACCUUCUUUUUGAGCUUAUUUUAAAGUACAUGAUAGAUAAUAUAACAGUCUCAUACCAAACCGUUACGUUUUUAGUUGUAGUACCUAGUCUUGUUUUAAAUGUGUGAUAAUAAUGUUUUUUUUUUUUAAAUCUGUCAGCACAAUGGUGUUUGGCGAUAUCCUAACGAUUCAUUCUUUCUAUAUUUAGGAGAUAGCAUAUUUUAUCCCAACUUUUUUCAUCUCGUUUCCCAUUAUCACCGUCAAGUUCCGUGGGCAGUCGUCCCAAUAACAUGUGAAUAAUUCUUAUUAGAGUAUUUUUAUUGCUAUAUUGACCAGAUGACAAGUAGUUCAGAAAUAAAUACUGUUGUAGCUUAGUGCUUGCUUCUAAAAUCAAAUUGAAUUUAUUUAAUUUGAUUGCAUUGGCUUGAUAGAUUAAUGCAG
Molecule: messenger RNA, 3031 nt
Organism: Myzus persicae (green peach aphid)
Lineage: Eukaryota; Metazoa; Arthropoda; Insecta; Hemiptera; Aphididae
Product: gonadotropin-releasing hormone receptor-like
Exons: 8
Coding region: 629-1729 (366 amino acids)
Biological process (GO): G protein-coupled receptor signaling pathway
Cellular component (GO): membrane
Molecular function (GO): adipokinetic hormone receptor activity; G protein-coupled receptor activity; peptide binding
Source: RefSeq, a predicted model, not a curated record